Molecule: messenger RNA, 1717 nt
Organism: Salvia miltiorrhiza (redroot sage)
Lineage: Eukaryota; Viridiplantae; Streptophyta; Magnoliopsida; Lamiales; Lamiaceae
Exons: 10
Coding region: 166-1665 (499 amino acids)
Biological process (GO): proteolysis
Molecular function (GO): dipeptidyl-peptidase activity; serine-type exopeptidase activity
Source: RefSeq, a predicted model, not a curated record
AUUAAUAAUAAUUGAUAGGUUAAUUCGAUUGAUCUUGUUCAUGUUAGCCAAAUCGUGGCCUCGUGGGCUGAAUCUCAACAUAUACAGUCUUCAAACAAAAUCUAGGUUUCGUCUAUAAAUACCAUGAUAUACUAAAAUUGAUCAAAGAAUCAAAGAAGAAAGCUUAUGAGCAUGAAAUCCCAAUUCCACCCUUGUCUUCUUCUCCUUCUUCUUCUUGCGCAGACUGUUUCAACAUCUCCACCCAAAAUCCCAAGACUCUCUACAUUCAACAGAGACGCAUUGUUGAGUGAUGCGACAUCAGCAGCAACUUCUUCUUCUUCAAAGCUGGAUUUGAUGAAGACAUAUUAUUACCGACAAACAAUCGAUCACUUCAACUACGCACCUCAGAGCUAUGCAACCUUCAGACAAAGAUACGUCGUAAGCUCCAAAUAUUGGGGCGGCCCUCAUUCCGACGCCCCCAUUUUCGCCUAUCUUGGACCAGAGGCACCUCUCGAUCAAGACUUGCUCUCCAUCACCUUUCUCUCUCAUAACGCUCCCCGCUUCAAAUCUCUCUCUCUCUACAUUGAGCAUCGAUAUUAUGGGAAAUCGGUCCCGUUUGGAACGAUGGAGGAGGCCAUGAAGAAUGAAACGACACGUGGAUAUUUCAACUCGGCUCAAGCCAUAGCUGAUUAUGCAGAGAUAUUGCUACACGUGAAGAAAAAAUUCUCUGCGCAUAAUUCUCCGAUUAUUGUAGUUGGAGGGUCGUAUGGAGGAAAGCUAGCUUCGUGGUUUAGACUCAAAUAUCCACACAUCGCUGUGGGUGCUCUAGCUUCAUCAGCCCCUAUUCUUUACUUUGACAACAUCACUCCACAAAAUGGAUAUUAUUCCAUUGUAACCAAGGACUUCAAGGAGGUUAGCCUGAAGUGUUACGAAAUUAUUAAAAAAUCAUGGGCUGAAAUCGAUAGAAUAGCCUUAGAAGAUGGAGGCCUAUCCACUCUUUCACAAAGAUUCAAGACAUGCUCGAAAUUGAAGUAUUCAUGGGAGUUAAAGAACUUCUUGUACAGCAUGUACUCGUCGGCAGCACAAUACAACGCGCCGCCAAAAUAUCCGGUGACGGAGGUGUGCAGAGGGGUCGACGGAGCUCCGGAGAGAAGCGACGUCAUCGGCCGGAUUUUCGCCGGCAUGGCGUCUUAUUAUGGGAAAAGAAGUUGUUACAAUAUGACUUCCCAACCCUCGGAAACUAGCGUGGGUUGGAGAUGGCAAACAUGCAGUGAAAUAGUGAUGCCUAUCGGGAUAGAGGGAAACGACACAAUGUUUGAAGCAUCACCUUUUGAUUUAAAUCAAUAUGUCAAAGACUGUAUACAAUUGUAUGGUGUGCCACCUCGACCUCAUUGGGUUACAACUUAUUAUGGGGGCCAUGAUAUUAAACUGGUUCUAAAGCGGUUUGGAAGCAACAUUAUUUUCUCAAAUGGCCUAAGAGAUCCAUAUAGUAGCGGAGGGGUGCUAGAAGACUUAUCUGAAAGUAUUCUUGCAGUGACUACGCGUAAUGGUUCACAUUGUUUGGACAUAGUAGGAGGAGCAGAUACUGAUCCAGAAUGGCUGAUGAUGCAAAGAAAAACAGAAGUUAAGAUCAUUGAAGGAUGGCUUAAAAUAUAUUAUGCUGAUCUUCAUGCUUUGAAGAAAUAAGACAUAUAUUUGUUCUGAAAAUUAACGAUAUAUCUACAAGUGCUUAAUUAAA